AGUUUAAUAUUACUCUCUCUUUCUCUUUUCUUGUUUCUCUUCCUGUUUGUGAUAAGAUGUCAAAUAUUAAGAUUUUUCAUUUAUUCCCUGACGGCAACGAUAUCGCAGCCAUGCAACAACAACCUCCAUCAAAUCCCGAAUCUUCUGAUUCAUCAUUAUCUCCACAUCAUCAAGAAAACCAAUCUAAACGCCAACGAAACGACCAAGAUCAAGAACAAGAGGAAGAUCAAGAAAAGCUCCAAGAUGGAACGAGAGUUAAACGAAAAUGGGAAUGUGCUGAUGGAGCUUCUCGUUUAGAGAUCCCAGAGACGCCGAGAAUUUCGAACAGCGUGUGUUAUUGUCCUCCUCGGCCGCCGAGAAAACCCAAAGCUACUCCGGUCAUGAAGCGGAGAGCCAUGUGGGUAAAGAGAUCGGUGGUUUUCUUAGAUGUUGCUAGAGAUGUCGAAUCCAUGUUUCCUCAGUCUAUUCUUCAAGACUUUGGUAAAACGAUUAAGAAAGCUAGAUCUUAAUCUAUAUUCUCCACAUAUCUAUCACAUAUUUAUAUCAUA
Molecule: messenger RNA, 548 nt
Organism: Capsella rubella
Lineage: Eukaryota; Viridiplantae; Streptophyta; Magnoliopsida; Brassicales; Brassicaceae
Product: cyclin-dependent protein kinase inhibitor SMR14
Exons: 1
Coding region: 57-509 (150 amino acids)
Source: RefSeq, a predicted model, not a curated record